Molecule: messenger RNA, 2820 nt
Organism: Bolinopsis microptera
Lineage: Eukaryota; Metazoa; Ctenophora; Tentaculata; Lobata; Bolinopsidae
Product: probable RNA-binding protein 19
Exons: 1
Coding region: 26-2485 (819 amino acids)
Cellular component (GO): nucleus; cytoplasm
Molecular function (GO): mRNA binding
Source: RefSeq, a predicted model, not a curated record
AGUCUAGCAUUCAAUUAAAACUAUUAUGAUUCCUAAUUUACUAACCAUUAAAUAUCUGUUCAGGAUGUCUAGAGUUAUAGUAAAGAAUCUCCCUAAGACAAUCACAGUCGAUCGUCUCAUAAAGCACUUUUCUUCCCAUGGGACUGUAACUGAUGUCAAACUCAUGAAGACAAAAGAUGGUGUGUUUCGCAAAUUCGCAUUCGUUGGUUUUCAGAACGAUGAUGAAAGUCACAAAGCAAUGGGGUUUUUUAAUAAAACUUUUAUCGAUUCCUCAAAAAUUGUUGUAGAAAGUGCCAUCCCCUUUGGAGAUGGGAAUCUUGCUAGACCUUGGAGUAAGUACUCGGCAGGUAGCAGCGCCAAUGAUGCAAAUCAAGGUAGCACUGCGAUCGAAAAAAAGAGAAAGAAACUCAAGUCUGGCAAUGAAAGUGACUCGGAGGAUGAAGAAUUUCAGGAAUUUUUGGACGUUCACAAAAAAGAUCGAACUAUUUGGGGUAACGAUGAAACAGUUAUGUCUGGGAAGAAAAGGAAUGUCGACGAAGCAGUUUCAGACUCCUCCAGUGAUGAAGAAUACGACCAAGAAGUUACAGGCUCUUCCAACAAGAUUAAAAAAUUAGAGCCUUCAAAAGUCCCAACAACAGAUGAAGUCAGUGGUCCAGAAAUACCAUCCCAUCGCUACACCGUGGUGCUGAAGGGGAUCCCAUUUGCUGCCACUGAGGCUGAUAUCAAAAAGUUCUUCCAUCCCCUAGCAUACAGAACAGUCAGGAUGACUCUAGACAAAAAGGGUAGACCUUCUGGAAAAUGUUUUGUUGACUUCAAAUCGGAAUCAGAUCUGCGCAAGUCUUUAAAAUACAACAAGAAGUACAUGGGUCCUAGAUAUGUUGAGGUAUUCAGGGAUACUGGAACCAAAGCUGAGAAAGAUGGUGUUCCCCAGAAUCAGCGAAAAAACUUUACAUUCAGUUCCAAUCUACCCGAUGAGUCUAAAGAUUCUGCAGACUCAGGGUGCUUGUUUGUCAGAAACUUACCUUAUGAAUGCACUGAUGAACAACUGAAAUCUCACUUUGAAAAGAUUGGUCCUGUAUCAGUUAUUGAUUUACCUCUGACAAAGAAUAACAAAACAAAAGGUUUCGCUUAUGUGACAUUCCUUUUCCCAGAACAUGCCAUAAAAGCAACGAAUGAAUUAACUUUUAAACCAUUUCAAGGCAGACUCAUUCACAUAAUCCCUAGUAAUAAAGUUGAUGAAGAAGGUAAUGAAGACGACAGCACUGAUUUUAAGAAAAAGAAGCUGAAGAAACAAAAACAGUCGUUGCAAGACGGAAAGUGCUGGAACACUCUUUUCUUGAACCAGAACGCAGUUUCAGAGUACUUAGCUCACCGGUUGAAAGUCUCUAAAAGCGAUGUCCUAGAUCCGAACAGUGAAAAUUCCGCAAUUCAACUAGCUCUGGGAGAAACUCAACUUUUACAAGAAAUUAAAGAAUUCUUAACAAAUGAGGGUGUCAUCCUGGACGCUUUUACAAGUUCAAAACGCAGUAAGAGGAUAAUCGUCUGCAAGAACAUUCCAUUCGGUACACAAGAACGUGAACUUAAUGAGCUCUUCAGUGAACACGGUAGUAUAGGCCGACUAGUUCUACCCCCUACUGGUACCAUUGCUCUUAUAGAAUAUCUCGAUCCUUCAGAAGCAAUGAAAGCUUACAAAAAACUAUCCUACUCCAAGUUCAAGCAUAUUCCUUUGUACUUAGAAUGGGCACCCGAGGAAACCUUUUCAGAACAGUUCAAACCAUCCGACAAAAAAGUGUAUAAAACAGUUGAUGAGGAUCUUGAAAAUAUGGAACAUGCUACGCUCUUUGUCAAAAACUUAAACUUUGAUACGACCGAGGCACAGCUGAAAGCUUUCUUCGAGAAGAGUGGCAGUGUCACAAGUGUUUCCAUUGCGAAGAAGCCAAGUCCUAAAUCAGCAAAUGGUUUCUUGUCAAGAGGCUAUGGCUUUGUUGAAUUUGGUUCUAAGGAAUCAGCUAAGGAUGCCAUGAAAAAGUUAAAUGGUAAGCUCCUUCAGGAUUAUGCGGUAGAGUUAAAACUUUCUGAGAAGCAAAUAUCGAAAGUACCUGAAACUGUAGAAAAGGCACGUAACCUCAAAGAGGCUUCAGCAAAACUCCUCAUUAAAAACAUUCCGUUCGAAACCACAAGGAAAGAUCUCCGCAAACUAUUCAGUGCCUUUGGUGACAUUAAGCAUAUUCGCCUACCUAAAAAGCUGGCAGGAACUGGAGACCACCGUGGAUUUGCUUUUGUGGAAUUCUCAUCCAUCGCAGAGGCUCGCAAAGCAUUCGAAGCAACCGGUGACAGCACUCAUAUCUACGGUAGAAGGCUUGUGGUAGAAUGGGCUAAGGAGGACGCUACUGUUGCUGAGAUGAGAGAGAAAACUGCAGAAGUGUUUGUUCCGACAGAGGUGGAAAAGAAGAAGAAAACUGUUCAAGGAUUGGAGAUAUCGUGAAAACACAAAAUCUUUUUCAGAUGGAAUUUUAACAAUCGAAAAUGUAUGAAUUUUCUUUUAAUGGAGUUAAUUGGAAUUUUAGGCCUUUACAGCUUUUCAAUGAUAGUUGAUUUCAUAUUUUAGGGACACUUUUUAGAGGGAGAUUUAAGUUAUUUUAUGAUCAUCUCUGCAAGCAGUUUUUACUUUAAUUUAUUGACAUUGUCUCAGCUUUACAAAACUUACUGCUUAUCAUUGAUUCUAUCAACUCAAUUACAUAAUAUUCGCUUGCUAAAUGAGAAAGUGUAGUUACCGAGUAGUAAAUGAUGGAUAAUUCUAAAAUUUAAAAAUAUCAAUCU